Messenger RNA from Mercurialis annua (annual mercury), 1261 nucleotides. RefSeq names its product probable protein phosphatase 2C 39. Gene Ontology annotation, molecular function: protein serine/threonine phosphatase activity. Gene Ontology annotation, biological process: protein dephosphorylation. Gene Ontology annotation, cellular component: cytosol; nucleus. The transcript has 5 exons. Lineage: Eukaryota; Viridiplantae; Streptophyta; Magnoliopsida; Malpighiales; Euphorbiaceae. The coding region runs from base 108 to 956 and encodes 282 amino acids. The record is from RefSeq and is a predicted model, not a curated record.
GUCUUCUCUCUCUCCCUAAUUUUAUCACUCAAAUAAUUACCUUUUUUGCUUAGCUAUUCCAGUAUUUAAAUUUGUAUGAAAAUAUUAUCUAUGCCCUUUUAGCAGCUAUGACUGGCAAAGAAAUUCUACACAAAAUGAAGGAAAAAGUUGGGUUGAGUUCAUCUCCAGACUCUGGAAAGGGAAAGAGUAAGAUGUCGAAGCAUGUGACGCAUGGCUAUCACUUGGUUAAGGGAAGAUCACAUCAUCCCAUGGAGGACUACAUGGUUGCAGAAUUUAAGGAAGUUGGAGACAAUGAACUCGGUUUAUUUGCAAUAUUUGAUGGUCAUCUAAGCCAAGCAAUACCAGAUUAUCUGCGGUCGAACUUGUUUGACAAUAUCUUGAAGGAGCCAGACUUCUGGACAGAACCAGAAAAUGCCAUGAGGAGAGCAUAUCGUAUAACAGAUACAACUAUUAUCGACCAAGCAGCUGAUUUUGGUAAAGGUGGUUCAACUGCCGUCACUCUAAUACUAAUUAACUGUCAAACACUGGUAGUAGCUAAUGUCGGUGAUUCUCGAGCCGUAAUCAGCAAAAAUGGUGUGGCAAAACAAUUGUCAGUUGAUCAUGAGCCAAGUGUAGAAAGGAAGGAGAUUGAAGAUAGAGGUGGAUUUGUAUCUAACUUUCCUGGGGAUGUGCCACGGGUGGAUGGGCAAUUAGCAGUGGCAAGGGCAUUUGGUGAUAAGAGCUUGAAAGAACAUCUCAGCUCAGAACCCGAUGUUGUCAAGGAUGUAAUUGGUGAUGAUACAGAUUUUAUUAUCUUGGCCAGUGAUGGCUUGUGGAAGGUGAUGUCAAACCAGGAAGCAGUAGAUGCCAUCAAGACCGCUAAGGAUGCUCGUUCUGCGGCAAAACACCUUACCGAAGAGGCACUUAACAGGAAUAGCACAGACGACAUUUCCUGUAUAGUUGUAAAAUUUCAGUGAUCUACGGAUUCCUCUAUCCAGUGUUGUUUGGUAGGUGAGGGUUUCAUUGACGACUAGCCCUUAGCCGGUAUAUUAACAAACUUCUUCCUUUCUUCUGAUAUUGUAGUUGCUACGUCACCUCUUACAACAUGGUCUGCUGCUUGAUUAACUAGAAAUUAUAUCUCCGAAGUUCUGUAAAAUGGUUGGAUGUGAAGCUGGUACUUGAUUUACUUCAAUUGUCUAUGUUCCAUAGAAGUUUCAAAUAAAUUUCUAAUGACAUCAGAAUCUUGUAAUUUAAGCUUCUGCCAGUUCAAUUUUUUUUUUAA